Molecule: messenger RNA, 558 nt
Organism: Erythranthe guttata (spotted monkey flower)
Lineage: Eukaryota; Viridiplantae; Streptophyta; Magnoliopsida; Lamiales; Phrymaceae
Source: RefSeq, a predicted model, not a curated record
UCUUCAUAUUCCGCGUCUUCUUAAUUUUCUCCUCCAAAGUUCGAAGGUGAAAGUUAAUAGCAACCACCACCAAUGGCAACUGAAAUAAACCCAAACGAGAAGCCAUCAUCUGCAGCUCCUAAUCCAGCCAUGGCUUCGUGCAGGAGGAAGAAGAACGAAAGUGCUACUUUCUUGGAAGAUGUGAAAGACCAUAUUGACGAGUUCAUUAGUGCUUCUAUGGACGAACACAAAACUUGCUUCCAGAAGACAAUUAAGAAGAUGUUCAGCAUGUCAAAGGUUGUUGCAGAAAGGAGUUCCGAGACGAAGGAAGUGGAAAGUUCUUUGCCUCUUCAAACAACAGUUGCCGAGUAAGGUGCACUGAAUCUUUCUUGCUUUGACUUUGCAUCAAGUCAAUUCGUUUUGAGCGGGCACCAGAUUUUGGGUAUUUGAAUGUGUAAUCUUUUAUAGAAUCGGUUAUGGUAAUUAUCCGACUUUUUCAGUAUAAUAAUGUCUUUGCACAAUCUAGAAAGUAGAUAGUGAUUAUGAAUAAAUUAAAUUGAGUAAUAUUUUUUUCAAUUA